UGGCAACCGAGCCGGGCCAAGCGGCCUUGCGCUGCGCCGCCCGAAGAGAGCCAUGGACGCGGCCCACCGAGCCGCCCUGCUCGCCGCCUCCUGCCUCCACACGCCGGUGGACCCCCGCACCAGGGCCCCGGUCGCGCUUUACGAGAGGGAGGGCGGAAGGCCCGCGCCGGGGGGCGGCGAGCGGCAGGUAGGCCGAAAGCGGGGGGAGGAGGCUGCCCCCUGGUGGCCGCGGGAGGGAACGGCAGGAGGAGCCUUAAGGUCUAUUAUACACACUCGCACACAUGCAAUAACCGCAAAGAAAGAAAAAUAAUAAUGAACAAUGUUCCCACCCAGUAAUUAGCAGGCUACUAUUUUGUCAAAGAGCAGGGAGGGGGAUUAGGCUAGAUGGAAGUUAAAUCUUCUUAUUGUUUUUGUUUAUUUAUUUAUUUCGCACAAUUUAUACACCGCUUGAUUGUUAAAAACCUCAGAGCUUUUUAGAAAAGAUAAAACAAUAAAAUCGAGAAAAAUUCACAACCAUAGUUUAAAACCUGCAGAAGUUAAAAUACUGAAACAGAUUAAAAUUACCUGAACUUUCUAAGCACCUGGGUAGGCUUGUCUAAACAAAUUUUUUAAUCUAUUUUUUAAGCUUAAAAAGGUAAAGGUAAGCUUGCUAGUUGCUUUUUACCCAGAAGAUUGCCAAGUGACUUACAGCCAUGGACACAAUGCCGUAAGAGAAGGGAAAAUAUUGGGCCAUGGGGCCAAUGUAUACAUCAAUACAUUGUCUAAUGUAACAUGUAUGAAAAAAUAAAAGCAACACAGCCACCAUGUAAAUAACUAGGAGAAAUCAGCAACCAAAGCUUUUCCAGCUGUGUUUGCAAUGAUUGGAAAUCACAAAUGCUAGCAGCUAAGAAAAACAGUUGUUAAACCAAAUAUGCUUAAUAAGAAAGAAAGAGAAACACUGAAAGAUUGACAACUCCUCUCAAAAUCACCCAUGCUUGUGCCUUGAAUGAGUGCCGGAUUGGCACACAUUUAACCAGCAGUGUUUGUAUUAGCACAAUGAAAACUCUGCGAGUGAAACAUGUGCCUCUUGUGCACUUUUGCUUUAAACAGAGGUGGCAGGUCUUUCUGAUGUUGGGAGUAACCAUGACAUUUUUUAUAUGCUGGGCUGAAAAUGCUGACAGUCGGAUAUUGCUGUAGGUCCAGUUUUGUUCUGUAUGAGUGGAAGUGGUGCCUUGCCAGGCUGUGCUAAGGUCUGCCUUUCCUCUCUGGCAAUCAGGAGAGUGCAUAUUGUAAAGUCUGUGUGUCUUUGUGUAUGAUGAAUUAGGCUCUAUGACACAUGGGUCGUCUUCCUGCCUCCCCUCUUUUCUGCUGCCAGUCAUGUCACUGGGCUGUCACUUAGAACAAGAAAGGUGGCAGACUGAAAACCUGCUGUUUAAUGAGUAGUAGUGUUCUAAGAAUAAAAGCUUGCACUUUUAAAUUUGUCAACUGCAAAGGUAAUAACACUGCAAGCUUUGAAACAUUCUAAAUUCUUUAACUUCCAUGCUUUUUUAACAAUCAAGUGGUAUAUAAAUUGUAUGAAAUAAAGGAAAACCGAUGGAAUCAAUUCUAAAUGGUUUUACUUCUCUUAUUGCAUUUUGAUUGAAGACAUUAGCAUAGGUAAUGUUUCUGAGAAUUUGCAAGUCUCAAAUACUAUAGGAACCAGAUGGUAUUUGUAUACGAAGCCUACACAAAUCUCUUAAUGAGCUUUACAUCAAAGGAGUCAAAAUGAGUUUACGUGCAGCUAACCAGAAAGGUACAUAGUGUUGUAGUACAGCUGUUGCUGAAAUGCAAUUAUUCAUUUGAAAUUAGAAAUAAAAAUGGAUUUAAAUGUUUAUUACAGUUGAGCAACUUUGGCUACAGGAUGAUGUCAUGCGGAUUGGACCCUACUUUUACCAUGUCUCAGCAGUUUUCAGUGCUGAGAGACGCCAAGUUCCACAGUUUGUGGCACCUACCACUUGACCAAAUUAUUAGCAUUUUAUACUUAUUUCUCCAAGGGGAAUGAAAUCAUUAUAAUAAUAUUCUGUUUUAGGAUAGUUUGAGUCCUGAGAGACAGCAGCGUUCUACUGGACAUGCCAAUUGCAGAGACUGGAUAGACCUCUCCAAAAUGUACCUUUCGAAUCAAGAAUAUUAUUUAAAGCUGGAAGAGCUUAAGUACGCUCACCUGGAGACCAUGGCAAAAUUGGAAAACAUGUAUCGGAAUAAACUGUAUCUAAAAGAUGUUCAACCUUUAACAAAUGUGGAUGUGACCCACAGUAUGAAUGAUAGGUAUGGUUUAUAAUCUAUUUUUGUAGUAUUAUUUCUCUGAAGAUGUUAAAUAUUGUAGUUACAGGCAGCAACCCUUUUAGGGGUUGACACGUGAUUGCUGACAUGCAGGUCUUUUGGACCUGGAAGAGGGCAGAACAGGGGGGACAGGGCAUAAUGGGGUGGGGUGUGCUUAUGUGUGCUCUGCUGACACACGCAGGGGCCAGGAACGGAGCCCCUGCAUGAAAUAGUUGCUGCCUGUAUAUUAUGGAGGAAUCUGCAUGCAGAUAAUCUCACCAAAACUGUGUUUUAUAUACUAUAUGCCAACAGCUUAAUUUUUUUAAACUGCUGAAGAACCUUCAGUUCUAGAUUUUUGUAUCUGGCCGCACUUGUCUCCCUGCAGGUAACUCAGAAAGAACAGCUGAACAAGGAAGAAAACUGAGUAUUGUGUGUGUGUGUGUUUCUUGCCUUGAUUUGUUUUAAAAUAUCAUUAAUUGUAGGAUAAACUCCUUAAUCCUGCUGAAAACGUCAGGUUAUAUAUAGAUAUAUAUAGAUAUACAUACAUAUAUACAUGUUGGAAGGUAAUUAUUUAACUUUCAGAGUUACCGAGUGUGUAACACUGCUAAUUGCUUAACUAUGCUUAAGCAAUUGGGAGUGCAGGAUUGCAUCCACUUUCUUCCCCACUCGAUCCUUUUGGACUGGGGUGUAAAUUCUUCCUAGGGAUUUAGCACCAAUUAACUAUUACGUCGGAUGGUGGCAUUAUCUGAUGCUAAGACUAACCAGGCUUCCUGCUUACAUCAGAAUCUGAAGCCAUAGCUUAGGACAGUAAUACUGAAAUGGGACUGAAAUGAAAUUUUGGGAACAUAGUAUGCGGCUUUAAUACCAACUCAGUCCAUUGAUUCAUCUAGCCCCAUAUUGCCUCACUGACUGGGAUCAGCUCUCCAGAGUUUCCAGUUGGCUUCUUUCCCAGCAACACCUGAAAAUUCCAAUGACUGAACCUGGGACAUUCUGCAUGCAAAGCAGAGGCUCUGCUAAUGAGCUGUGGCCUGUCUCCCUAUUCAUAGUAACAAAGUACUUUUGCAUAGGGUUUUCCAAAGGUUUUAGAACACUGCAGAUACUCCUUAGGAAGUGCCUUCUAAAAUUAAUUUUCAGUUUUGCUAAUAGGAAUACUUCUUAUUUUUACUUCUAUUCUCUGUCUUACAGGAGACCAGUGAUGUGAGUUCUGAUUGCAGACAUAAAGCUAACAUCCAGCCUAUGGUUGCUUGGUCCUAACACAAAUAUUUCACUAAACUGUACAUUUUAUCAUAAGGAACAAAUUCAGUUUGGGGAGAGCUCUUUUUCAGGCUUCUGGUAACAAAGGCGAUGAGCUGGGACACAACCAGUAUAGCCCAACCUUCUAUACUGGUGGGAUUCUUUAGACUUGAAAUGCUCCUCCAUUCUGUUAUUCAUCAAAGCAGUCUGGUUAUAUUUUGCUGCUUGCAGAAAACUAACCUUCACAUUUUUAUUUCCUUUUAGAUCUUGGGAGCCAAGCCCUUUUCAGCCUCAGAAUAUGUGUAAAUCAUUUUCUGAGCCUGAUUUGAACAAUUUUUUUCAUUCAGAUUUAUCUCAUAUAUCUGAUAAAGAAAUAGAGUUAGAAGAAAAUGACAGUGAAAACAGAUCACUAACAUUUGGUAAGGAGCAUACUGAAAAUUCAUGGGAUAGAUCAUCUUUGGAGGACUAUUCUCACUGCAACCAAAGUAUUUUAUCCAAAUUACAGACUUUAAGGAAGAGCAGGAGGAAGAAAAAAAAGUGGUCCCCAAAGAUCACAAUACCUGAGCCUUUCCAGAUGACUAUCAGAGAAGCUAAGAUAAAACAACAGAACAUAAAGUCAAAGUCACUGAUUGAACUGGAAAAUAACUUGCUGAAGAAAGAAUUGGAGGAGGAAGCAGAAUGUCAAAAGAAAUUCCGAGCCCAUCCAGUGCCUGCUCAUGUCUUUUUCCCUCUCUAUCAUGAUAUUAUGCAGCAAAAUGAAGAACGUAGAAAGUCACUAAGAGAGAGGAGGCGAGAGAUCCUUCUAGCUACACAAAAGCCGUUUCAGUUUAUUGAGCGGGAAGCACAAAAGAAAGAAAUGAAGAAAAUGCAGUUGAAGGACGUUUCUUCACCAGAAAAGAAAGCAAAAGUAUUCAAAGCAAAGCCAGUUCCUAAAUUUGUUUAUAGUUCAGAAAUUAAUGAGAAGCUAAAGGAGGAAGAGCUUUAUAGAGAUAUUAGAAUUCAGAUGAGAUCAGAAGAACUUCUGCGCAAUUCAUCUCUUCCUAACAGUAGGUUAGGAAACAGGGGCAUUAAUAAGAAUAGGCAGCAAAAUCAUCUUGAGCUGACUAAAGAAGUGGAACACAAACCAAAGACCAAAGCCAAGGUCCCAGAUUUUGAAAUUUUACAUCAAAAAUUCCUGAAGCGGCUUCAGAGACAGAAGAAUGUGAAACACAUUACAGCCUGUGAACCCUUCAAUCUCUGUACACCAAAUAUAGCAUCCAACAAAGAGAAAAUUCUUGAGGACAUUCAAAUGGAUGAAGAAAAAUUAAAGGAAACACGCUGGCCCUAUGCUUCUUCAAGAGCUAAGCCUCAAAUGAGGUCUUUGAAUGCAAAUUCAUCUCCUUCAGGCUGUGAAGAAUCUGUAUCUCCAAGAAUUACAGAAUCUACAAGACGACGACUACAAGCAGUCAGGUGAGCUGUUCACAGGCCUGGACUGAUGUAAUUGUCGUUAGUUUAAUUUCAAGUUGCUUGUGGAAAAUAAAACCAUGUUGAUGCAAUAAGGUACUAAAUACUUGUUUUAGUUAAUCGCUGCAUAUCUUAAGUGAAGUUAAAACUAUGAUCCACAUGGGAUUAAUAAAACUAUUAUUCUCUGUUUAUAAUGGUUUUACUAAUUGCAUGUGGAUAUUUUUUUAUAUAAGUAAUUUUUAUUGGUUUUCGUAUCUGUUUAACAACAAAUAAGUAGACAACUAAACAUAAUCAUGUUAAUCAUAUUAAUUUUGGUUUUUUUGAUAAUGAAAUAUGAAGAUUAUCUUUGAUUGCGUGAAAUUCAUGCUAUUUUGGAGAGGAAUUCAGUAUUGCAGUAAGGCAAUCAUUUCAUCAGAGCUAGCAUUUCAGAUGAAAUGAACCCCCCUUUCCUUCCUCCAUGUGCUGUUCUGGGGCUUUCAGGGAAUGGGGGCGGGGCGGGGGGGGGGAAGUCCUUCUUCUCCCCAUAAUUGUUUUAAGCUACACUCCAUUGUCAGCAGCUGAUUUUGCGUCCCCUCUUCCCAGAUCUUGUGUCUGGUGUUGGGGCACCAGUCACUUUGCCCUAGUUACACAACUGACAAGACCAAGGGGGCCAACCAUUUCCUGAGUUCAGUGUUCUGAUGUAGUGGUUGUAGCAAUGGAUGUCUCCAGAGAACUGUGGAUGGAUGGUUGGCUAUGUUCUCUUUUAGGGCAAGGAAACCAUCUUUGAUUAGUCUCACGGUGGAGUAUUAGAGGAAGUACAUUGUUACAUUGCAUGUAUGUCUGAACUCACAUGCAUGUCCCACACUCGUGUAUUCAUACACACGCUACUGAGAGGUUUAGGAUCCUUUGAUAGAGUUAUGAUGUGCGUCCGUUGUGCCAACAAGAAGUUCCUACACCAGAGAUGUAUUAUAUGAAAUGAAAGUGUCAGAAUAGAUAAAUGUUGCUUCAGAAAGCAAAAUUACAAUUUAAGCAGGCAAAGAGUGAGUGAAAGAAUCCUUAACUGUUCUCAAAAGCCUAUAGAAAAUGAGCGCGACAAUUUCACCACAGAACCCACACUAAUAGCAAGUCAAUAAAUGGAGCGGGGGAAGGUAGACUUGUCCUUGAAGCGAAGUAAGAAUUCUUUCUUCGAGCUUGGAGAGCUAACCAACCAUUGAAAACCAUUGUAAAAAUUUUAGCCAAUUCAUUCUAAUGGAGAAGGGAGGGAGCUCUGAGAUGAGCAAUUCCUAUAAUUUUAGUAUUUCUAUUGUUAUGUUGUUCCUUCCCAGAGUUUCCUGCCUAUUUCCCAUUUUCUUUAUUUUGCUUAAUAAAACGUUGAAAGGAUCUAGUGAGCAAUGACUGAACUGUUUAUCCUUGUUUACUUACUAUCUUAAAGUUACCUUACUAUUAUCGUGAUCAUCCAUUCAGGUGUUGAUUAGAUGUUAUUAGUUGCUGCUAGAUUUACACGUGCUGAUAUUUACACAAGGUAUUUGGAGCUCAGGAUGUCUCUUCAGUGCCUUCCAGGACAUAUUUUUGAGAUACGGCUGGUACCAGCAUCAAAAAAGUUCAUAAUGGGGAUCUCCUGUUAUAUUAAGUUAUGCCAACCUUCUUACUCAUUCCAUGAUCUACAAUAAUAAGUCAUAGAAAAAGUUGAGAUGGACACAUACCCAUUCACAUCAUUUUUUAUUAAAUGUAUCACAAGACUUAACAAAAUAUUCCAGCAAUUCAAAAGAAAGAAAGAAAAACAAUUGCGCACAAUCAUGUAUAAGGGUAAAGAAAUAAAACAUAUUUUUAAAUAAUAAAAAAUAAACUUACACAAAAGCGGCAACAUGGCAGUAUUCCAAGACAGGACACAGGCAUCAGAUGAAAUAAUAUUUGGGUGGGAUUUGCCAUCUGUGUGAAGUACAUUACUUCUUGAUCUGUGUAAGUUUAUCCUUGAAAAAUUCUAUAAAGCCUUUUCUCAAUUUAAAUUUAUUUAGUUCUGCUUUAUUUUGUUAUUCAGGGAGUCAGCAGAGGAAAAAAGAAAGGUAGAAGAAGAGAAGAAGAAAAAUAAAACAAAACAAAAAGAAAGAGCAAGAAAGCUACAGAGACUUAUAUACACCCGGGCUGAGGCAAAUGAUCCCCAUCAAAGUCUAGCUCAGAUGCAUAAAUCGAAGUUUAAAAUACUCAGGUAUUCUGCUAUUGUAGCCUCCAAAUCCUGACCCAAUAGGUGCAAGAUCAUUAGUUCCGUAGCAGACCCUCAAAGUGUGUAACAUAGUUUAGUCUUGCUGCUUCUAUUUUUAUUUUGCUGUCAAAGUUCAUGAUUAAAUUCCAUACCAUUUCCAUGUCAUGGUAUAUUAAAAAAAACAGGAAACAUGAAAAGCAGAGAAUGAAAGAAUAUCUCCAGGAGCUGGAAGAAAUGGAAGAAAGAGUGAAAAAGAGGCCGCUGUUGUUGGAACAAGCCACACAGGUGUGAUGGGAUUAUGAGCUGCUUGUGCGUAAAAUCGUAUUCCCUCAGAGUUUGUUCAAGUCCACAAACCUCUGUCUGUGACUGAGCCCCUCUGACAUGGCUCCUCUUAGUCACUAGAAGAUUCCGACAGUGGUUGCUUUCGUAAUCGCUUCCAACAUAAAAGCUCCUUAACGGAAACACGUCUUCUGGACUCUCUGCGUGACAGUUUCCGGCGAGGAGUGGGUGUCGCUACAGGAGGUCCGGAAACCUCACCACUGUUUUCGCUGGAAGUAUCUCUGAGCCAUCCCCCCAGCUCCCUUUCCCUCAGUUCAGCUUCUCUCCCCCUGCUGGUUUCCUCUUCAGCUGCUAAGUCUCUUCCAACCUGUCUGAGCCCUUUCACCUCCCUCAGUUCAGCUUCUCUCCCCCUGCUGGUUUCCUCUUCAGCUGCUAAGUCUCUUCCAACCUGUCUGAGUCCUUUCACCUCCCUUCCUACCGAUGGCAGUUCCCUGACAUCCACCUCCCCUCCAGGGCCCCCUUCACCCCCUCUCGCCCCCUCCUCUACGGGCGGUGAGGAGGCAAAACCCGGAAUGAACUUCCUUCAUCUUCCGAUGUCUCGAACACUUCUCUCCACCUGUUGCGGUUCCUGGUCUCGAAGCACUCCUCCUCCUCCGAGUCCAUCUCCCCUUCCCCUUCCGAUUCUGGGAAUCCUUCCAACUCCUCCUCCUCCUCAGUGGUCCCAAAGUAUUCCCUCCGGAACCUCUCCACAGGCUGAGGUUUCCGCGGGAACCUUUGAUGGAACAUUUCUAUCAAUACCUCGUCAUUGAUAUCUUUGGCCAUUACCCACGUGUUUUCUGACUCCGGUUCUCCUUCCCACGCUACCAAAUACUCCACCUGAUUCCCCUUCCACCUGGCAUCAAGGAUUUCUGCCACAUGACUGCUGCAUUCUCUUUCUUCUAUGACCGGUCCCAGUGGCCAUCCCUUCUCGUCCCCCCUCGUACGGUGACAGUAACGACCUGUGAAAUACUGGGUGCAGUUUCAUGUGGUUGGGUAACCGGAGCCUGAAAGCCACUGGGUUGACCUGUUGAAUGACCUCAAAGGGACCCAACCUCCUGGGUCUUAAUUUCUUACAACCUCCUUUGAGCGGCAGCCCUCGGGUUGACAGCCACACCCUCUCUCCAACCCUUAUGGUUUCACCUUCCCUUCGGUUCUUGUCUGCCUGCCUCUUGUAUUCUUCCUUCGCCCUUUCUAAGUUGAGUUGGAGCUGACGGUGGAUUGCUUCCAUUUCUUCUACAAAAUGCUCGGCUGCCGGUCCGCUCCAUCUCUCCCCUUCUCCCCCUGGGAAAGCCCUGGGAUGACACCCAUAAUUAGCCAAGAAGGGGCUCAUCCCUGUGGACACAUUCUCGGCAUUGUUGUAGGCAAAUUCCGCCAGCGCCAACUUUUCUACCCAGUCAUUCUCUCUGUCAUUGACAUAACACCUCAGGUAUUGCUGGAGGACACCGUUUGCUCUUUCCGCCUGCCCGUUGGUUUCAGGGUGCCGGGCAGUCGAAAAGUUGACCUCCACCUGCAGUAAGCUCAUGAGCUUCCUCCAGAACCUGGAAGUAAAUUGUUUUCCUCGGUCUGAGACCACCCUCAAUGGCACCCCGUGCAACCUAAAAAUGUGUUCUACAAAUAACUUUGCUGUCUCUUCCGCCGUGACUGCAUGCGAGCAAGCUACAAAGUGGCACAUCUUUGUUAGUAGGUCUACCACCACCAUGAUGGCUGUUUUCCCUUUGGACUUCGGCAGAUCAGUCAUAAAAUCUAUCGACACUGCCUCCCAAGGUCGUUCUGGUGUUGGUAAGGGUUCUAAUAGCCCCGCCGGCGCCCGCCUUUCCCCUUUGGCUCGCUGGCACUGCUCGCACCCUCUUACAUACUCACGUACAUCCUCCCUCACCUUAGGCCACCAAAAUUCCCUGGUGACCAACCACAUGGUUUUGUGUUGCCCAAAAUGCCCGCCGUGGGGCUGUCAUGCACCUGCUUGAGUACCCUCCACCUUACGUCUCCUUCAGGGAUAUACAGUGCCCCUUUGUAAUACAAAGCUCCAUUUCUUUCCUCGAAACCCCUUGAUUCCUCUCCCUCAUCCCUAAGACCUCUAAGCUUAUUCUGGGCGUAUUCAUCAUUCUCUGUUUCUUCUACCAGUUCUCUUUGUCCCACCAAUGCCGCCCCACACACCCAGCGGUCCUCUGGAAUGACAUGUCUCUCUUGGUGCUCCCUCCCCUCCAAAUAUUCAGGUUUGCGUGAGAGAGCGUCCGCCCUAAUAUUCUCUGGGCCUGGCACGUAACAAAUCUCAAAGUUAAAUUUGGAGAAUUCCUGAGCCCAUCUCACUUGCCGUUGGUUGAGCACUCGUGCCGUCCUCCAAUACUCUAGGUUCUUGUGGUCAGUGCACACUUGCACCUUAUGUUGUGCGCCAAUUAGCAGGUGCCUCCAUCUCCGGAACGCCUCAUGAAUGGCUAGUAGUUCUCGGUCAUACACCGUGUAGUUCCUCUCGGAUUUGUUCAGCUUUCGCGAAAAAAGCACACGGUCUCCACUCUGACUCCUCCUUCCCUGGCUGGAGAAGCACCGCCCCAACCGCUCUGUCUGAUGCAUCAGUUUCCACUCUCAUCGGUUUUGUAAAUCCACAUGCAGGAGCUGUUGUUCCGAGGCGAAGGCCCUUUUAGUUCCUCAAAUGCUUGCUCCGCCUCCUCCGUCCAAACGAACUUCUUCUUACUGCUGAGACAGUCCGUAAUGGGCGCCGUCAGGUGGGCAAAGUUUGGGAUGAACUUACGAUAGAAGUUCCCAAACCCUAAAAACCUCUGCACAUCCUUCCUUGUUUUGGGUGUUUUCCAUUCCAGUACCGCCUGGACCUUGCCGGGAUCCAUGGCCAGCCCCUUGUCAGACAGGCGAUACCCCAGGAAUUCCACCUCCUUGGUAUGAAACUGACACUUCUCCAGUUUCACCCACAGCUGGUUGGCUUGCAGCCUGCUCAACACUUCUCUGACGUCUCUCACAUGCUGCUCCUCAUUCUCAGAAUACACCAACACGUCGUCUAAGAAGGCCACACAAUUCUUGUAAAGCAACGGCCCCAGGACGUGGUUCAUAAACGAUUGAAAUGUUGCGGAGCCUGCUUGUAGACCGAAGGGCAUAACUAAGUAUUCAAAUGCCCCUAAAGGGGUGAACAUGGUGGUUUUCCAUUCAUCCCCCUUCCUUAUUCGUAUCAGGUUGUACGCCCCCUUAGAUCCAGCUUGGUGAAAAUCUUUCCCUUUCGCACCCUUGUCAAAAUGUCGUCAAUCCUGGGCAUCGGGAAGGCCACUGGUUCUGACACUGCAUUUAAGGCCCUGAAGUCACACACCAGUCUCGGCUUGUUCGUGUUUUUGUCCACAAAAAACACUGGGCUGCCCAACACCGCCCUGGACUCUCUGAUGAACCCUCUCUUCAGGUUCUUGUCAAUGAACUCUCUUAGCUCCUGCAUCUCUCUGUCUGACAUGGCGUACAGCUUGCCCACAGGGAGCUGUGCCCCAGGGAGCAAAUUGAUUUGACAGUCAAAGGCUCUAUGCGGUGGUAGUUGGUCAGCUUCCCUUUCGCUGAAGACGUCGCGGAGAUCUGCGUAUUGUCGUGGUACCUUCACGUUCUCCUUCACUUCAGUCCCUGCUAGGGUGGCUUGGGCCCCUGCCAAAACCUUUCCCUCUUUGCAAUGUUCUAAGCAAUGUGCUGACCCAAAAGAAACCACUCUCUGAUGCCAGCCCACCAGCGGAUCAUGUAACGCUAGCCAGCUCAUCCCCAAUAUAAUGGGAGCUCCUCCCAAGGUGGCCACAUUAAAAGCUAUCAGUUCAGUGUGCCUUGCCACCUUCAUUAUCAUUGGGACGGUCUGCAAGCUGACUUCUCCUCCCAACAGCUCCCUGCCAUCGAUCGUGGUUACCUGCAGGGGUUGCUUAAAGGAGCGUCUGUAUCUGGUGUUCAGCUGCAAACUCUUUGCUCAUGAAAUUGCAGGAGCUGCCUGAGUCCAACAGCGCCUUUAUCUUUAGAGGUGUCCGUUUGGGAGCUCUAGUGUCACUUCUAUCACUAGGGCGGGUUUGGGAGGUUCUGGGUGGGCACUUUCACUGCUCUUUGGCCUGGCUGCUGUGCCCCGACAAUGGCAGCCAGGCGUUGGCUUUUAGUUGCUCCGGUAUUUUUCCUCUCUUCCCUCCACAGCUCCCACCAUCCCUUGCCAUUCCUUCCUCUGGGGGCAGACUCUGGCAAAGUGCCCUGGCUGUUGGCAGAGAUAGCAUUUCCGGGCGCCUUUUCCAUCCUUCUUUCCCCCUCACUGGGCUUUGAAACUGCGCGCGCGCUGCUGUUCCGAUUUCCAUCGGCUCUGCCGGCGGGACAGUUGGCUCUGGAAUUUCUGGAAUGCGGAACUCCUUCCAACGUUCCCCUUUCCCUUCCCUCCUCUCCAAUGCUCUCGCCUCCUGGCGCUCCUAUGGCCAGCGCUGAUUUGGUCAGCUGGUCCAUAGACUCCGCCCUGGGCGCCCGGGAAAGUUCAUCUUUCACAGCCGAAGAAAGCCCUUCUUCAAAGAGCAUUUGAAUGGGUUCCGCCGAUAAGUCCCACCCCAAUCUGUGUAUCAGCAUGGUGAACUCAGUCCAGUACUCACGUACAGAUCGGCUCCCCUGUUUGCAAGCCAUUAACUGUCUGCGCACCACUCCCUUUUCAAUAUCGCUGGAAAACAUCAGAUCCAUGGCGCGAAAGAACUUCAUCGUGUCCUUUAAGACGUCACUAUUAGCUGCCAUCAGGUGUCUAACACAGACUCUCGCCCCCUUAACAAGAUGCCCAAUCACAAAAGACAAUCGUGAUUCCUAAUCAGUGAAAUCAUCAAAAUGAAGAUUGAGGGCAUAAUGCAUUUCUGUCAGAAAGCUAUGAUCUUCUUUGGGCUCCCCCAAAUUUUGCACCAAUCCUGGUACCUUUCUGGCGAGCUGGGUGGCUUUCUCCCUUUGUCUGCAUCUUGAGCCCUCCUCUCCUCCAGCCUCGCCGUCUGCAGCGCCAGCUGGACCUCCAACACUCGGUACCUUUCUUCCAGGCUUGGACCCGCUCCAGCCCCUGCUUCUCCGGUUCCUGCUGGGUUGCUCAUUAUGCCUUCUCCUGCACAAGCUGCGUUCAAAGACUGUCGGAAUGCUGUGAUGGGAUUAUGAGCUGCUUGUGCGUAAAAUCGUAUUCCCUCAGAGUUUGUUCAAGUCCACAAACCUCUGUCUGUGACUGAGCCCCUCUGACAUGGCUCCUCUUAGUCACUAGAAGAUUCCGACAGUGGUUGCUUUCGUAAUCGCUUCCAACAUAAAAGCUCCUUAACGGAAACACGUCUUCUGGACUCUCUGCGUGACAGUUUCCGGCGAGGAGUGGGUGUCGCUACAGGAGGUCCGGAGACCUCACCACUGUUUUCGCUGGAAGUAUCUCUGAGCCAUCCCCCCCAGCUCCCUUUCCCUCAGUUCAGCUUCUCUCCCCCUGCUGGUUUCCUCUUCAGCUGCUAAGUCUCUUCCAACCUGUCUGAGCCCUUUCACCUCCCUCAGUUCAGCUUCUCUCCCCCUGCUGGUUUCCUCUUCAGCUGCUAAGUCUCUUCCAACCUGUCUGAGUCCUUUCACCUCCCUUCCUACCGAUGGCAGUUCCCUGACAACAGGUUAUUGACAUCUCUCAUAUACUGGGGUGCCAGCUUUCUUCUUUAUCUGAUGAUCAAGAACUGUCAUUGAGGAGAUGCAAGUUAUGUCACCCUCCCAGGCUCCGGUCUCCCAUUGCAUCACUUCUGUCUGCCUCAUUUCAUUUGUCUGUGCUUUCUCAACCAGCAAUGAUUGCUGCCUUCCUGGUUAUAAUUGUGUACAGUAAUGUCCCAGUUAAGCUGUCUUAUUUUAUACUCUGCAUUCCUAAUCCACCCACCACAGUGUGAAGAGUAGAGGAGAUGCCACUUAAUUUAACUGUGAUUAUUUACACUUGUUUUGUUUACUUGCUUGAUUUCUAGUCUGCCUUUUGAUCCGGAAGGAUCCCAAGUGGCUUACUUAAAAUAAUGCAACAACAUUAGGUUUGCUUCUUCCAUUUCUGGCACAUGGUAUUGCUCUCUGGUAGUAUGUCUUCCCUUCUACCUAAGGCUGCAAGUCAAGGGCAGAGAUGGAUGAACCAGCCCUAGCUGAGCAGAUAUGUAAUCUAAACGUUUAAUAUUUUUAACAUGUAAUUUAAACAUUUAAUGUGUUUGCCGGCGCAGAGGUGUUGAGUACCAAAUUUAAAAAUGCCACUGUCUAAAGCUUUGUGUUUGUGUUCCACAACAUUUUCAUGCUCUGAGGUCAUGGAUGUUUGGCAAGCAGUGUACACAUCCACAGCCGUAUACAGUGGUACCUCAGGUUACAGACAUUUCAGGUUACAGACGCUUCAGGUCACAGACUCCACUAACCUAGAAAUAGUACCGUGGGUUAAGAACUUUGCUUCAGGAUGAGAACAGAAAUCAUGCGGUGGUGGCGUGGUGGCAGCGGCAGGAGGCCCCAUUAGCUAAAGUGGUGCUUCAGGUUAAGAACAGUUCAGGUUAAGAACGGACCUCCAGAACGAAUUAAGUUCUUAACCUGAGGUACCACUGUAUAUUCUUUAAAUUUAAGAGUAUCUUUGUAAUGUAUUUUGUUAUUCUUUUACUCUACCUCUCCUAAAAUAUAGAAAAAUGCACGAAUAGCAGCCGAGAAGCAUUACUCCGGUAUUCUUCGAGAGCUGGGACUAUGUGAAGAGUUUGUUUCAAAGAAAGGUGAAACAGCUACAGAAAUGCUUUUGCAGGACCAUUCCAGUGGUGGCUCUGACAUUUUGACAGCAGACGGUGAAAGGUAAAUACUGCCAGUGGUUGCCAUAGAUCAGGAUGGGCAACUUGUGGCCUUCCAGAUGUUGUUGGACUCCAACUGCCAGCAACUGCCCAGCCAAGGUGGCCAAGGAUCAAGGAUGAUGGAAGCCGUGGUCUAAAAAAAUUGGGAGGGAUGCAGAUGCCCCAUCCCUGCCCUAGAUGUUUUAAGAGGGAGACUGACAACUUUAAUCUCAAACUGCCCCUUUUGUUGUAGCUUAUUCUAAUAGCACAGAGCUCUAAAAUCCAAAGCCUCAUGUCCAUGUGGUAUGUCUGUGCCUCCUCUCUGGAGAGAGACUUAAAUCUCCAUUGGGUGACAGCAUCAUGUGAGUCAGCAUCGACUUCCCUUCCCUCGUUUUUCCUCUGCUAUCCCAGUCUGGUCUAGUGGGUUCCCCAACUCUCCAGAGCACAUUUGGGGGGCAUGCAGGGAACUAAAUGGGAGAUGGUGGGAGAUCUGUCCUGCCAGCUGUGGUCAUUCUACUGGCAGAUGGACACUGUUGGAAUUUCACCCAUUGAAAAGAAUGUGAAAAUAUUCACCGCCCUUAUACCUGCAGUUGAUUGGUGGAUUGAUGAAUUGGUGGUAAAAGUACUCAAAGUAAAGCAAACUGCCAAAACCCAAAAGUCCACGGAUGCUUCCUCUAUCUGGGAUUAUGCUAAGUGUGCAUUUCCCUUUUUACUCAGUUAUUAGGUUAUUACAUCAGAACUGCAAGAACUGGAAUGGGCAAGGUAAUCAAGCAGCCAAGAGGUUUUAUUUGCAGCUUUAGGAAGAUCAACAGCAGACUUGGAGCUCUCUAGUGGACAUGACAAUAGCUGCCCUUAUUUUUCAGGAGUGUUCCCUAGAAUGGAGGGGCUGUGAGGCCACCCCCUGAACCAUCCCAUAUAUACGAAUCAUGUUGGAACAUUAGUAAUUUUAGCUUGAUAGCUUCUAAUUGAGCUGACCUAGCUGGGCUUGUGGCUGAUUAUUCUUUGGAGACUGACUGGCACUUAUAGCUAGAGCUAGGUCCAUGAGUAUGAGGACCAACCACAUGCAUGGCUCCAAUAUCGGAGUGCUGAUUUUAAAAACAAGGCUAUUCUGUAUAUUGCUUCACACAGAAAGCAGGCUGUUUGGAGACUUGCUUCAGGAUGUCCUCAAGAAAGGACACAGUGAUGGUUUUAUCACUUACUGUCUUCUUACAGUCAAGAUGGAGAAGGGCAGGCAUUUAGACUUUGCAUGCUGCUCCAGGAUUCUUUGUUCUUGUGGGCUUACGAUCCAUUUCAUCUGGGGGACAGUGGUCUUCUGUACCAGUGCACCCUUUGAAUAUACGUGCAUGGCAGCCUGAUGGCUUCUUUGUUCAUGAGGCAUUCUGAGAUUGAUGGUUUUGUCUCUGCAGAUGCCUCCUUUGAGGGUAUCUGGGAGGGUUCAGGGCACAUGGGCGGGGGGAAGGAAAAGUGAGAGGACCUGCUGCACAAAGCAUAAAUCCUUGCACUGAUGGAUCUGUGACUUAGUGCUGCAUUGGAUGCAAGCCAUAAUGCUACACAAGUUGAAACUAAAUUUUACAAUGCAAUAACAUUGUCACCAGUGCAAUAACACGAAAUCACGCCAGUUGACAAAUUUGAAAAUAGCUCCUUAUGGCUGUGAUCUGAUUGGGUCAUAAUAUGUAUUCAGCUGUUCUUCAGAGGAUGCCAAUGGGCAGUGGUUUUCUUCUGUUUCUCCUGUAGUGAUAAUGAAAAUAAAGCAGGAGAUGGAGAAUCUGAGAGAGAAUGGGAGAGCUCACAGCUCCAUUCUGCCCAGUCUUGUGGAGAGGAGGAUGGUGAUGAGGAGGAUGUGGAAGCCUCUGAAGAGGAGGUGGACAUGGAAGCUCAGCCAGAUGACGAUGGCCAGGAGGCUCCUGAGUAUGAAAGUGAAAACAAUGAACAAGCUGCCACAGAAAAAUCCAGUGAUGAUGAAGGCUAACUGAAAUGCAUGUUGUGUGGGUUUUUGUAUUUUGAAUUUAUUCUGUUGCUCCAAAUAAUAUAAGAGAUGGAGAAAAUGAGACAACUGGUGCAAAUAGAGUUUUGAAGCAUUUUUAAUGUGCUGAUCAGCUGUGAGUUUUCAACUGGCUUAUUUUAUUUAUUAAAUUUGUAGACUGCCCUAUAUCUGCAAGUCUCAGGGUGGUUCCCAGGAUAAAAUCAAUAUAAAACCACAAAAUUCACAAUCAAAACAAAAACAACCCAGUAAUCCUCACCCCACAUUUUAAAAAGGCAUAGGAUGUCAACCAACCAAAGGCCUGGUUAAAGAGGAAUGUUUUUGCCUGGCACCUAAAGGUGUAUAAUGAAGGCCCCAGGCAAACCUUCCUGGACAGAGCAUUCCUCAGAUGGGGAGCCACUGCAGAAAAAGCCUGUUCUCGUGUUCCCACCCUCUGGAUCUCGUGGAGGAGGCACACGAAGAAGGGCCUCAGAAGAUGAUCUCAGGGUCUGGGUAGGUCCAUAUAGAAAGAGGUGGAUCUUUGAAGUAUUGUUGUCCUGAGCCGUUUGGGGCUUUAUAGGUUAAAACCAGCACUUUUAAUUGGGCCCAGAAACUAAUUGGUAGCCAGAGCAGUUGGACCAGGAUUGGUGUAAUAUGCUCAAACUGUCUUGCCCCAGUGAGCAACCUGGCCGCUGAAUUCUGCACUAGCUGAAGUUUAUGAACUGCCGUCAGAGGCAGCCCUACAUAUAAUGCAUUGCAAUAAUCCAGCCUAGAGGUUACCAGAGCAUAGGCAACAGUAGUUAGGCUAUCCCUGUCCAGAUAGGGGCAUGGCUGGGCCACCAGCCAAAGCUCAUAAGCUCUCUGGCUCUCUGGGCCACUGAAGCCACCUUUCAUUUACUCCUUUUAUUAUAAAAAGCAAAGGUAGCUGUGUUGGUCCCUAAGGGGAAAAACCCCCUCCAAAAUCUACAGUUUGCAAUACCUUAUUAGGACAAAUCGAAAUAUCACAAAGCAGUGGCAAGCAUUUGUGUUUUCCAAAAUUCUUAAUCAGGCAAGAUAUUACAUAGAGCAAGGGCAGGGGAAUGAGGAAAAAUAAGCAAGUAUAAAGUAUAUAGAUUUUAGUAGAGGUGUGCAUCAGCUGUGUGUAGAGGCUGAAUAACAAGGUGAAUUAGGCUGAUUUGAGGUAUCCCCCCAAGUUGAAGCACAAUGUAUGUAAUCCCCCUUUUCAAAACUGGGUAAGUGCUCCCGCAAGGCCAUGUGAUUUUCUGCUUGUUUUGUACAGAAUAGUUCUGUUUUUUUGUAUAUCUCUCUUUCUCUAGGUCCAUGGGCUUUGUAAAACACGAGACUGCUAAAAAUGUUGCUUGUAGAGCCCUGAAGAGAUUUGGAUUGAAUUUUGUUAAAGCACAGCAGCAGAGGAUACUUUUUAAAAGUUAAAAUUUACAUCUUUUUCAUAAAUUCUUUGCUGCCCCGCUUUAAUCAAACCAAAAGAAAUCUCUCCAGGCCAUUUUCUAGAGAGCCUCUUAUUGUGAGGCCUGUAUCAGACGUCUGAAGGCCUACCUUGGAGGACACAAACAGCCACAGGAAAAUUUUUUUAAAUGUAGAAGCAAGAAUACACAUCACAUGGACCUUCUAUUUAUUGUUUUAAGAUAAGAAAGAGCAAGAGACAGUCCCCUUUGAAAAGAUGCAACUGCUAUGGAUUUGGGUGUUUUAGUUGGCCUACUGAAGUCAUUGCCCUAAUAUAGAUUAUGAAGGAAAGUUACAGCACAAACUCCAACUGGACAGGCUUUGUCUGCAAUUUGGCUGCCUUAAUCCACUCUGGAGAAGGCCAGUUAUGCCUCUGUAUUUUGUCUGCUUUGGCCAAAGGUGGGGGGGGGGGCAAGUCCUAGGUAUUUUUUGAUUCUACACCAUAGAGCUCUGUUUUAUAGAAUGCAGCUUGGAAUCCAAAACAUAGAUUGAAGUGAUGAGAGCACAGAGUAUGGCAGGAACAGAGAGAAAUUACAUAUAGAUUCAAAGCAAAUCUUGGGCUCUGUGGACAGCCUUAGCUUUCAGACAGUGUUCCAGGGUAGAGAUUGCAAACUGGUAAGUCUCUCUUCAGUGCUGUAGGGAAUCAGGUUUUGCAUUUAGGAUUCUGGGACAAACAAGCAAUGGCUGUUCUGCGUGUGUGUGUUCUAUUUAUUUCAUAAAAUUUAUAUACCACUUGUUUGGGGGGGAAAACCAACAACCCUCAAACAGAAAUGCGGCAGUCUAAAUGUUAGUAAAACUACAGAUUAAUUUUAAGUGAUACUUUAAGUAAAUGAGUCAAUUGAAGCCCAAACUAUUGCAUAGUGGUUGAAGGGGGUGUCACUCUCAGAAUGCAAAGUUCUUCUAUGAGUGGUAAAAAUCAUCUCCCUCUGGAUAUACAUUUUGCCCUGAAGCUUGCAGAAGCAAUGGAAGCUUCUGGUCCACAAGAACCCCACACCCACCAUUGGGCAAUGUUUUCCAUUAGGAAGCACAGCCCUACAGCGCCACCUGGUGUUACAUGUUUAUAACAAUAAAAUGGAUGAAUGCAGCUGAGUCCCAUGUGAAUCAGUGCAGCAGAGCUUAGAAGUGGGGAAAGUUGCCAAGAGCUGUACUUCUGAUUAUUGCCAAGAUUCAUCUCUAAGAUACAAAUACUAGAUUGGUAGCAUCUGUGAACACUUGUUACUUCAAAACAUAGUUGUACCCUGUUAUUGUCAUUUUUUAAUAGUUUCUAACUUUUAUUUAUUCUGUCUUCGCUAUUCCUUUCCAUCUGAAGAAAUUUCAGAUCGCAAAUUAGAUCACCACACAAUAAUUUUAUUGAGUGAGUGGUAUGGCAUGCGCUAUGACAAUAACUGAGGUGGUACCUAUACGUUCGGUCCUAGGGCUUGCCUAAGAUUCCUUUGCUACAUCAUUUAUCAAAUUAUUUCUACGUCACAUUUUGGGGCACAGUCCAAUCAGGUGGCUCACAGUAUAAUAUCAAUAUGGACUCAUCCUUUGAAUUUUCAAAAUGUAGGUUUACUGUUCUGUAAAGGGGUUGUGAAAAUGAUACUUUCCUCAGCAGUCAUGAAUCUCAGUAUAGUGAUAACAUCUUUAUACUAAAAGUGUUUUGAGUGUGAUGAGGAAAAUAUAAAAAGUACAAAAAUUAGGUUGCAGCCAAUAGGUUACUUUUUAAUUAUAGUUGGAAAAACAAAAUGACUUAAUAUGUGUAGCAGUAAAUGCUUAGCUCAGGGGUCGCCAGUGGUACUGUAGAUCUCCAUAAAUAUCUCUUCAAAAAUCCUCAGUACAGAAGAACUUGUUCUUCCUACUCAGUUCCUGUUCGCAUUGGCUCACCCUCCCCCCCACUGAACAUGCCCCCAUUUCAUCUGUUUUGAACAGAGGAGAGGUACAAAUAGCUUCCUUCUGAGAGCAGGUGUGGCAGUGGCUGGUCUAGUUGCCUUGCAGAUUGCCCCAUCACUUUGUGGUCCUGUCUCUCAGAUGCAGUAGCAAUGGCAUCCCCCCCCCCCCGUGGCAGCCAUUUUGUGUUAUUCCACACUUCUGUGGCAAUCCUUUUGUAUUAUACCACAUCUCCAUGGCAACCCUGUUCAUAGGAUCAUAGCAUUGUGGAGCUGGAAGGGACCUCAAGGCUCAUCCAGUCCAGCCUCCUGUAAUGCAGGAAUCACAUCUAAAGAGUCCUUGACAGGUAACCAUCUAAUCUCUGCUUCAAAUGAAUGAGUGUCCACCACCUUCCAGGGAGUCUGUUGCUAUAUGCCAGUAAGACAUUUUCUCAAAAUUUCCUCAAAUAUGGCCACUGGCCCCAAAGAAUUGGCAAACUGCGUCUUAAACAGACAUAGCAUGCAAACUGCUCAUUUUUUAUUUAUUCAGAUAAGAUUUCAUCAGUUACUCCAAGAGUUCCCCAGGUCUCAAUGCUAGUCUACUAUCAGGAAAUCUGAACGUUUUAAACCUCUGCUUAUAAUGUGGCUUCUUUAAAAUUCAAAAGGACUUUUGCCAUUGAUUCAGCAUCGUGUGGCUUAAUCAGUGUUGCAUUGAUGCAUUACUUUAAAUAUAUACAGCAUUUCAAAAAUAAAACUUUCUUACUGUUACAGUGUUCCUAAACAUGUUAAAAACGCAAUAGUAAUAUCAGACAUACAUUGGUUAUUAAAUAAUUAUAUGAAAAUGCUGAGUACAGUGAAACAGCUUCUCUUGAUUUCAUUGAGAAGGUUACACUGGUUAAACUUGUAUCUGGGGUCCUUAACUUGUGGUCCAUGGAUGGGCUUGAGAGGGUCCAUGAACUGGGCAGAAAAGCAAUGAUUUUCCAAUGCAAUAAAAUAAAUUGAAUGU
Molecule: messenger RNA, 20473 nt
Organism: Podarcis lilfordi (Lilford's wall lizard)
Lineage: Eukaryota; Metazoa; Chordata; Lepidosauria; Squamata; Lacertidae
Source: the annotation of a GenBank genome assembly